Closterium sp. Naga37s-1 is the source of this 405-nucleotide messenger RNA. NCBI's taxonomy places the organism in Eukaryota, Viridiplantae, Streptophyta, Zygnematophyceae, Desmidiales, Closteriaceae. The record is from the annotation of a GenBank genome assembly.
AUGCUCUUCUCCCCUUGUCCGCCCUCUCCCGCCGCUAUCCCUGUUUCGUCACCUCCCCGUACUCCUCUCCGUCAUCAGGCUCCAAAGAAGGACGCAAAGGCCGAUAAGGCUCAAGCCAAGCCCGCCAAAUCCGGAGGCGGCAAGCAGAAGAAAAAGAAGUGGAGCAAGGGAAAGCAGAAGGAGAAGGUGAACAACAUGGUGCUGUUCGACCAGGCCACGUACGACAAGAUGCUUACCGAAAUCCCCAAGACGAAGCUCAUCACCUCCUCCGUGCUCUGCGACCGCCUGCGCAUCAAUGGCUCCUUGGCUCGGCGGGCCAUCAAGGACCUGUUGUCGAGAGGCAGCAUCCGUGUUGUGUCCACGCACGCUACACAGUCCAUCUACACCCGUGCUACCAACACAUAA